This is a messenger RNA of Scophthalmus maximus (turbot), 2900 nucleotides long. RefSeq names its product proteasome 26S subunit, non-ATPase 5 (gene psmd5). The transcript is spliced from 10 exons. Bases 54 to 1568 code for a protein of 504 amino acids. NCBI's taxonomy places the organism in Eukaryota, Metazoa, Chordata, Actinopteri, Pleuronectiformes, Scophthalmidae. Gene Ontology annotation, cellular component: cytosol. The record is from RefSeq and is a predicted model, not a curated record. Gene Ontology annotation, biological process: proteasome assembly.
AGGAAGCUGUCGAGCCGGAUACACAGGCGUGUAGCCGCGGUAGCUUCACAGUCAUGGCUGCAUCCAUUGAUAGUUUGCUGGAGGAAAUCUCCGGGGUCGAAGACCCGAUUGAAGAGCUGCAGGGUUUAAAAACAGCGCUGCUGUCGAUACCCGUGAGCGCGUUGAGGGACUCGGUGGGCGGACGGCGGCUCGGUGUGAUAUUCUCUCUGUUGAACUCCGAUCACAGGGAGCAGGUUCAACUGUGUGUGGACAUCCUUGAACGCAUCCUAAUGGCGCUCAGCCCCGAGCACCUCGUGCAGAACUACAGGGUGGAGCUGCAGGCAGGUCUGAACCAUCCCAACGAAAAUGUUAAGAUACUGGCCUUGACACAGAUUGGCAGAAUGGUGGAGCACCCCGAUGCUGUCACUGAGAUCCUCCACAACCCCGACAUUGUUCGAUCACUUAUCCACUACAUUGAAGAAGAGAAUAUAGCUGUGGCAAAACAGGCCAUUCAUUCCCUGUCUAAACUGAGCCACUCCAAGACUGGGUUAGACAAGUUGUUCCACAGCGACCUGCUGAGAGUCGUGAAGGAAGUGAUGGCCACGAGUGACGUUGUCAGAUACAGAAUAUACGAGCUGGUGGUGGAAAUAUCGUCGGUUUCUCCCAUCUCUCUCGGCUACUGCGCCAACAGCAGCCUCAUUUCUCAGCUCCUCUGUGAACUAACGGGAGACGACGUCCUGAUCAGGGCCACAGCCAUAGAGAUGGUGACCAGUCUCGCCCACAGUCAGCACGGCCGUCAGUAUUUGGCCAAGCAGGGCAUCAUGGACAAGAUCUCCAACAUGAUCAGAGGAGCAGACACGGACCCUCUCUCCUCCCUCUACCUGCCUGGUUUGGUCAAGUUCUUCGGGAACCUGGCCAUUGCGGACAGCCCGCAGCAGGUUUGUGAAACCUACCCGGUCUUCCAGAACAAGGUGUUCGAGAUGGCCCUGGACCCGGACCCGGCAAUGAUCGGGGUGGCUCUGGACACUUUGGGCUUACUCGGAACAACCGUGGAGGGGAAGCAGGUCCUGCAGAAAACGGGAGAAAAGUUCAAGGCCGUGUUGUUGAGGAUGAGUCAGCUCGCCGGUUCGGGAGCUACAGAGCUCCGAGUGCGCAGCCUGGAUGCCAUAUCACAACUUCUUACUCUAGAGCCAGAGCAGCAGACAGAAGAUCUUUUGGCCCUGACAGAGUCCUGGUUCCGCCUCUUGUCCAACCAGCCCAUUGACAUGGUCCGCAACAUCAGCACUCAGCCGUUCCCUGAGCUGCAUUGUGGGGCUCUGGGGAUAUUCACUGCCAUUGCCUGUCAGCCAUGGGGUCAGAAGUUGAUGAUCAGCAAUCCCGGAUUCAUGGAGUUCAUUUUGGACCGUACAAUGGGUCAAACCAAGGAGGCCAAAGAUGCCAAGUUUGAACUGGUGGGCUCACUCGUGUCUUCGUCAACGGCAGCAGCCAUACUGGGCAGCCAGUAUUACCUCCGUCUGAAAACGUACCUCAGGGAGGGACCUUACUACGUUUCAGCUGUGGCCUUGGUCAGCACUGAAGGAGCCGACUGAUUCCAACACACUCUCCAUGCACUUCAUGACUCUCUUGUCAAUGCUUAAGUAAUGGGUAAGUGCCUGGACAAUCUAAACAUGGGUUAACAUGUGAUAAACUCCUCUGAUAAUAACGGAAGUAGUUUUAGCAAAUCAGGAUGUGGUGUUUGCUCGUUCAGUUGAUUGAAACUUCCUCACUUUUUCCAGAAUUUUAUCCUUUGAAUGUUCAGUAGUAAAAAAAAAAAACUCAACUGCACCGAGAAAUAUUAUUCAUAAAGUAUAGUUUGCAGUAUUUUGGAGAUGUUUCGUGUUUUAGAAACAAAACCAAUUUUCACACAGCUUUUCUGAGAUGACUUUAACUUUAACCAUCCGAUCAUCGUCUUCAGUUGUUUUCCUUUCUUCUCCUUCAGAAGUGGGUUUGGUAUAGUUUUACGAAAUAUAUACUGUCCUCAUAGUAAUUCCAAGACAUGAAAACAAAUAUUUUUAAAUUUUCAAACACACAACGCAGCAAAUUGCGUUUUUGUGAAUAGAACAUUUUCCAGUGUGGAAUGUUUCAAAGUCAUAUUUGGUCACUGCCAAUUUGGAAUACCAUAUCCAGUGAGAGGUGAAAUAUAUCAGAAGAUAAAGUGCGCUCAAAUAGUUUUUCAUAAAUUGUAGAACAUUAAAGGGUUAUGCCAAUAUUUUGUACAUGAAGUUCAGUUUGUCUGUCAUAAGGACGACAACACCUGUAAUGUCAUCAGCGUAUUCUCGGUUUGUUAAGUUUGGAAGACUUGGACAAUUUGACGAUGGGGAGGUUAUGAAAGAUACUAUUGACUUACAUUUUGGGAAAUUAGCUGUCUGAGUGUUUUUGGAGCUCGACCCAUAUUUAGACUAGACUAAAAGUCAGGAUGUCUUAAAAUCUGACUAUUUUCUUAAGGGCAAACUUUAUGUGAAUGCAACACUUAACUGCUGGAGUGUCACUUUUAACGUGUCAACUUAAAAAGAUUGCAACACUCUUCAAACUUCCAUAAUGGACAAGUGGUUAACAUUAAACUUUGUGCCAUUGAUGGUCGCAGCAGAGAGAAGUGGUAUGUUAACAGGCGUUUAGUUUACAGUAAGUGUCUUUACCAGCUACUUGGGCAAUGAUCAAUGAGCCUUCACAAGAUGUCAUCCUUCAAUGUUCAUCAUCCAGGUUCUAAUGCACACAAAUCUACAUCCUUAUUCAAGGUAUCUUUCCAAAUAAAACUGGCCUCAGCUACAAACAUCGCUGAUCAAAGCCCUGCUCUGCAAAUUCUUCAGACACAUAUUUGUUUGUGUCAAAAAUAUUUUUGUUUACUAAAUGGAUUUUUUUAAAUUAAAGAAGAUUCAGUCUGA